Molecule: messenger RNA, 686 nt
Organism: Saccostrea cuccullata (small rock oyster)
Lineage: Eukaryota; Metazoa; Mollusca; Bivalvia; Ostreida; Ostreidae
Product: fibroleukin-like
Exons: 4
Coding region: 31-612 (193 amino acids)
Source: RefSeq, a predicted model, not a curated record
GUUGACGGUUUUACUGCGUCGUGUGUUUAUAUGAUUUAUCCCUGGUACAACCGUUCAGUGGAUGUUUUCUGUGAUAUGGAUACAAAAGAUGGGGGUUGGACGGUGAUACAGAGGCGUGUUGAAGGAUCAACGGAUUUCAACAGAACUUGGAAUGAAUACAAAGAAGGCUUUGGUUCUCUACAUUCAUCUUAUUGGAUAGGAAAUGACGUCAUCCAUCAAUUAACUAAAAACAGGCCAUCUCUAUACGUGUCCAUUACUUUGACCAAUGGAACAACUCUAUAUCAACAGUACAAGGAGUUCUCUGUAAACAACGAGACAGACAACUACAGACUUUACCUGAAUGGACCGACGGAGGGGACUUUAGGUGACAGCAUGAUGAACACAGGUUUUCAUUUGGCGGAUCUGUCUGGGAUGUACUUUUCCACCCCAGACAGAGAUAAUGACAGAAGUAGUACCUAUCACUGCGCCAUUGAUUUUGGAGGAGGAGGCUGGUGGUUUAACGACUGUACCCACGCCUUCCUGAACAGCGCCUGGUCUUCUACAUCCUGGUAUCCGCUUCUUAGCUCAGGAACAGAUAUAAAGAAGAUCCUCAUAAUGAUAAAACCGCACUGACUGUGUUACGUAAUGGAUAAACCGCACUGACUGUGUUAUUUAAUGAUAAAAACGCACUGACUGUAUCUUAAUGA